GGGAAGGGGGAUGGACAGGGCGCGGCCUGAUCUUGUUAGCUCCGGUUUUGCUUUUGUGGUUUGUAUUUUCUGCUUUGUUUUCUACUUGUGUGUGCUGUGGUGGCUUUAAGGGUUGCUGGGGCCAACGCUCCAGGCCCCGCCAGCCCUCACAAGCGUUUCUCCUCUCCCCUAGGCCUGUCGCGCUGCCUCGCGGCCUAGCCCCACCCGCUGCCGCUACGCUGAAGGUUUGUAUUUGAAUGUCAGCAGCUGUGUCUGCAGUGACGUGAAGGACUUAAAGGCUGCUUUUAUACCCGUUGGCUGCUUUUAUCGGACCUUUGAACGUUUGGAACCGGACUCGGGAGGACAGAUCGGUGUCUGAGUCCUAAGGCAGUGCCUUCAGUGAGAUCCGGACUGCAGCAGAGGGGACACGCAGGGAUUGUCUCCAGGAAGGCCAACCGACAGCUGCACCGCAGCACUGCAGCACUCUGCCGGCUGGGCCAGGCCUGAACAGAGCAGCUUUCAUUGCUCAGAUCCCAACCAACAUGUCUGGAAAACGUGCUGCCAAGAAAAGCCCCGUGUUGGAGCAGUCACCUGAAAGGAAGAAACUUAAAAUCAGCCACCCGUCGCACCGCACGCAGCCCGGCCUGGUGCUCGUGUUGGGCCAGGGGGACGUCGGGCAGCUGGGCCUGGGGCAGGACGUGAUGGAGAGGAAGAAGCCGGCCCUGGUGCAGCUGCCGGAGCUGAUGGUGCAGGUGGAGGCAGGAGGGAUGCACACCGUGUGCCUCAGCGAGACGGGCAAAAUCUACACCUUUGGCUGCAAUGACGAAGGCGCCCUCGGGCGCGACACCUCGGAGGAAGGGUCGGAGUGCACCCCAGGACCUGUGCAGCUGCAGGAGAAGGUGGUGCAGGUCUCUGCAGGGGACAGCCACACGGCCGCGCUGACGGAUGACGGCAGGGUUUUCAUCUGGGGCUCCUUCCGGGAUAACAACGGGGUGAUCGGGCUGCUGGAGCCCAUGAAGAAGAGCACCGUUCCUGCGCUGCUUCAGCUCAACGUACCCGUUGUUAAAAUUGUCUCAGGGAACGACCAUCUGGUGAUGCUGACGGUGGAUGGCGACCUGUUCACGUGUGGCUGCGGCGAGCAGGGCCAGCUGGGCAGGGUGCCUGCACUCUUCUCCAACAGAGGAGGACGGAAGGGGCUGCAGCGCCUGCUGGUCCCCCAGCGUGUCCCUGUCAGAGGCAAAGGCAAGAUGCGCUUCCAGGAUGCCUUCUGUGGGGCUUACUUCACCUUUGCCAUCACACGGGAAGGACACAUCUAUGGGUUCGGCCUCUCCAACUACCACCAGCUGGGGACCCAGAGCACCGAGCCCUGCUUCUCCCCACAGAACCUGACAUCCUUCAAGAACUCCACCAAGUCCUGGGUCGGGUUCUCUGGCGGGCAGCACCACACCGUGUGCGUGGACUCAGAGGGUAAGGCUUACAGCCUGGGCAGGGCUGAGUACGGCCGGCUGGGCCUCGGGGAAGGGGCAGAAGAGAAGAGCACACCCACUGUCAUCCCAGACCUCCCCAGCAUCUCUUCCGUCGCAUGUGGCGCAUCGGUCGGCUAUGCUGUCAGCAGUGAUGGACGGGCAUUCGCGUGGGGAAUGGGCACCAACCACCAGCUGGGAACGGGCGAAGAGGAGGAUGUCUGGAGCCCUGUGGAGAUGACAGGGAAACAGCUGGAGAACCGCCUGGUCCUGGCUGUGUCCAGCGGAGGCCAACACACAGUGCUGCUGGUCAAGGACAAGGCACGGAGCUGAUCACUCCGUUGGGGCGCAGUGGGAUCGCGCGGCCCACGGGCGUCUCCUCCUGCCACCAGCCCCACAUUGGGCAGCUGCUUCCCUGCUCUGCUGUCUCCCAAACCACGGCGAGGGAAGGCAGAGGGCUCCCAGAGCCUUCUCAGGUGCCCCGUCUUCUGUUGCCUUCCAGGUAGCUGCACUGGGAAGGGAGGCACUGCGAGGAUGGAUUUUAUACAUUUAAGUUAUAGCAAUAGGGGGAGGGAAGCUGUGUGUGCUUGGGGCUGGUCAGGAGCCUGGGAGCUGUACAGUGGCUAACGUUGAAUUUUUUUAAAGAAAAUGUAAAGUAUUUUGGUUGAUUGAGGAAGAGAGGGAGGGGGGAAAAGAAGAAAACCUCUAAACGUUUGGAAUAAAUGGAGUUUUGAUAAGUGCUGGGUUUCCCUCUGCGUUG
Messenger RNA from Lagopus muta (rock ptarmigan), 2202 nucleotides. RefSeq names its product regulator of chromosome condensation 1 (gene RCC1). Gene Ontology annotation, molecular function: guanyl-nucleotide exchange factor activity. Bases 522 to 1775 code for a protein of 417 amino acids. The record is from RefSeq and is a predicted model, not a curated record. NCBI's taxonomy places the organism in Eukaryota, Metazoa, Chordata, Aves, Galliformes, Phasianidae. Gene Ontology annotation, cellular component: cytoplasm. The transcript is spliced from 12 exons.